AAUCAAUCUCCUGUCUGAUCAUGACGCGAGAGCUGAGCCCUCUUGCAAGACUUUGCUCCCUCAAUUUCCUCGACGUCGCUUUUAAGCAGCGAAGCAAUUAGGUCCAAGUUUUUUGGGUAUUCUCCUUACACCCUUUCAAUCUGGGGCGACCUUCGCACCGCAACUCAUGGAGUCACAAACGGGUUUCAGGGUCCAGCCAAGUUUCAGGGAAGUAGAGCGGCAAGUCAUUGUUCGUGCUUGCGACAUGUGCCGGAAGAAAAAGAUCCGUUGCGAGCCUACCACGCAAGGAUGCGCUCAGUGCACCAAAUAUUGCACAAGGUGCCACUUCACGCCAAUUGCAGUGAGGAGGAAGCCUCGCAGACCAGCUGGCUUCAAAUACAUCGCACACCUCGAGGAAAGGCUUUUAGAACUGGAGAGUUUUCUAGGAGACAAGUCUUCGAGGAAGCCAAAUGUGCCUGACAACAGUUCGCAUAAAGAGCAAACGACACCCACAGUAUCGCUUGACACGUCGGCACUGAUUACAUCCCCUAACGAAAGUAAUCCAUGGAUGUCAAUGAGCGCCUCACAAAUUCCGUCACUCGAACAAACGAGCAAUCUAGGGUUAAUCCGGACACACGACUACGGCGAACCUGAUUUGUCUGCGCUGGGGGGUUUUAUAAUUGACCCUCUAGCCGACAGUCUAUGGCCGCAUCCCGCUCCAGAGUUACGACCAGUUUCUCUACCAACGCGCCAGCAGCUUCCCACAAAAGUAGUCGCUCUGGAGCUGGUUAAGGAAACUUUCAACAACUAUAAUAGGUUCCUUCCGCUUUUUGAUGAAGAGGACUUCUUGAGAGAGUUUCAACUCAAGUACUCGACUUCCAAUCCUGGAGAUGCUGGUUGGUGGGCCUGUCUCAAUGUCGUGCUGUCGAUAGCUCAUCGUCUCCGCGGCCUGCGCACAUUGGACCCGACGCAUGAGAACACCCUAGCCUUUGGUUACAUACAAAACGCCCUAAGCGUCGUCUCCGAGCUGAACGUCUCUGACCGCAGCCUCUCCGUCGUCCAGGCUCUGGUGGGUAUGGCUUGCAUUCUUCAGGGAACCUCGAAUCCGGAGCCAGCCUCAAUGCUCGUAGCCGCCGCCCUGCGCUUGGCACAGGCUAUGAAUUUGCACAGAGAGUGUUCCGACCCAACCCUCACGAAAUCACAAGCUGAGACACGGAGGCGGGUGUUUUGGAAGGUAUACGUUCUUGACAAGGAUAUCAGUCUACGGACGGGCCGACCCUUCAGCCAGGAUGAUGAUGACAUGGAUGUCCGACUGCCAUCAAAUACAAGUCUUGAGUCAUGUAACGUGGACCUCUUCAACUAUCGCAUAGGGCUUGCAGUUAUUCAGGGGCAGGUGUACAAACAGUUGUACUCGAUCCGGGCUGGACGACAAUCGGAGACACAGAGGGCGAUUGCGGCACAAGAGUUGAGUUCUUUAUUAUCGUACUGGAAGUCCAGUGCGCAGCUGGAAUCGCCAGAGGACUCCGCGGUGUUGUCAGAAUCCCAAAUGGCAGGCGAAAUGAUCCACAAGGUGGUUCUUCGACUCACAUAUCUUCAUUGCCUGACAAUGAUUGAUCGCCACUUGCCCCCGACGCCGCGAUCUCCCUCCGAUCAAGAUCUCAGCCGGUCUGAACUAUUAUUACCCCCAGGCAGUCUAUGUCUCACUGAGUCACGCAAAGCGAUCCGUCUCAUUGAAGCCAUCCCUCAAGGAGACUGCUCUUGCGUCUGGAUGCUUCUUCACGCUUUCUUCGCUGCAGCCAGCAGUAUGCUCUAUAAUUUAACACAGAACCCUACGUCAUCAAACGCACUUUCAGACCUUCAUCUCGUCAAGCCAUUUCUACGUCUGCUGGAGACGCUUACCAGGGAUCCAAGAACAUCCUCACGAUCCGAGGAACUCAGACGAAUGCAUCGAACUUGCAACAGCUUAAACAAUGAAGCAAACAAGGCUGUUCAACUUUUCAGUCUAAGGUCUACGGCGUCCUUUACAUAAUUAUUCCACCAUGAUUGUUUUAAUACAACUUUAUGGAUGCUCUACCUCGCCCAAGCAGCAGGAUGGAUGCCGCUAGACAGGUUGCCUUGACCCCGAACACGCUUUUACUUGGCCUCUGUAGCCGCAAACCGGUCCUGCAGGACGUUCGAGAUGACAGGACUGGCCUUCAUGCGCCCUAACCAGUCAUUAAGAGCCGGGAAGCCUUCUUGAGGUUCAACCUGUGCUCGGAAAGAAACACAAUGACAUCAAAGAUUAGGCAGGAGGCGUACAAGGCAGCAGUAAUUUAUUCACCGUCCUGUUUUGCAACUU
Messenger RNA from Ilyonectria robusta, 2317 nucleotides. RefSeq names its product fungal-specific transcription factor domain-containing protein. The transcript has 4 exons. Bases 167 to 2008 code for a protein of 613 amino acids. Lineage: Eukaryota; Fungi; Ascomycota; Sordariomycetes; Hypocreales; Nectriaceae. Gene Ontology annotation, molecular function: DNA-binding transcription factor activity, RNA polymerase II-specific; zinc ion binding; DNA binding. Gene Ontology annotation, biological process: DNA-templated transcription; regulation of DNA-templated transcription. The record is from RefSeq and is a predicted model, not a curated record.